UGCAAGUUACGCUUUGCAUACCUGGACCUCGGCACACCGAAAACACGAAGAUGCUGUCUAUGUUAAACCCCAAAGCAGAGUCUCUGCAGAGAGCUCAAGCCCUGCAGGUGAACAUUUCUGCAGCAAUUGGUCUGCAAGACGUUUUGAAGAGCAAUUUGGGACCCACUGGAACAACGAAAAUGCUUGUUGAUGGUGCCGGAGGAAUUAAACUGACCAAGGACGGAAAGGUCUUGCUUACGGAAAUGCAAAUUCAAAACCCUACUGCUUCUUGUAUCGCGAAAGCUGCAACUGCUCAAGACGACAUUACUGGUGACGGUACUACGUCCGUUUGUUUACUCGUCGGCGAGCUUCUUAAGCAAGCAGACAGAUACAUCCAGGAAGGUCUCCAUCCCACCCUCAUUAGCGAUGGCUUUGACUUGGCAAAGGCUGAAGCUCUCAAGUUUUUGGACGAAUUCAAAACGACGGCAGAAAUUGACCGUGAGGUCCUGUUGUCUGUCGCCAAGACAAGCCUUGGCACAAAAGUUUCCGCGGACUUGGUAGAGAUCCUGUCACCUGCUGUUGCCGAUGCUGUUCUCGCCAUUCAGCGUCCGAACGAGCCCAUUGAUCUUCAUAUGGUCGAAAUCAUGAAAAUGCAACACCGCUCGUCGGCCGAGAGCCAACUCAUCCGUGGUUUGCUUCUCGAUCACGGCGCUCGCCAUCCCGACAUGCCCAAGGACGUGAAGAACGCUUUCGUUCUCAUUCUCAACGUGUCGCUUGAGUACGAAAAGACUGAGAUUAAUUCGGGCUUCUUCUACAGUACUUCUGAGCAGCGUGAACGUCUUGUGGAAAGUGAACGCAAGUUCGUUGACGAGAAACUUCGUAAGAUUGUAGAGUUGAAGAAGGAAGUCUGUGAAAAGGAUCCCAAUGCCGGGUUCGUUGUCAUUAACCAAAAGGGCAUUGACCCACUUUCUCUUGAUGUACUUGCUAAGAACGGUAUUAUGGCUCUUCGCCGUGCAAAGCGUCGCAACAUGGAGCGACUCCAGCUCGUUUGCGGCGGCAUUGCCCAAAACAGUGUUGACGAUCUUACUCCCGAGGUCCUUGGUUGGGCUGGUCACGUUUAUGAACGUACUUUGGGCGAGGAAAAGUUCACAUAUGUUGAAGAGGUGAAGGAACCCAAGAGUGUUACUAUCCUCAUCAAGGGCCCCAACUCUUAUACCAUCCAGCAAAUUCAAGACGCCGUCCGUGACGGUCUUCGCUCCGUCAAAAACGCAAUUGAGGACAAGUGUCUUGUUGUUGGAGCUGGCGCUUUCCAAAUUGCUUGUGCCCAACAUUUGAAGGGAGACUUUGCUUUGAAGGAGGUGAAGGGUAAGAAGAAGUUCGGUGUUUACGCUUUCGCCGAUGCUCUUCUCAUCAUUCCCAAGACGUUGGCUAGCAACUCCAGUUAUGAUGUUCAGGACGCCAUUGUCGCUCUCCAGGAGGAGGCUGCUGAGGGCUACAAGGUUGGUCUCGAUAUUCGCACUGGCGAGCCUUUUGACCCCGAAACUGAAGGUGUGUAUGAUAACUAUCGUGUCAUUCGACACAUGCUGCACUCUGCUACUGUUAUCGCUAGCAAUUUGAUCAGUGUUGACCAAAUCUUGCGUGCAGGCAGAUCCAGUCUGAAGGAAGGCGGUAAUGCUUAAACGGCGUAAAAACAAACAACAGCCUACGGGUUCUGAAAAUGUUCAUUGUGUUUGCAUUUGUAUUCAAAUGAUACAUCCAACAUUGAUAUUCAUACGAUACGAAAAAUGAAAACUAUAGUUGUACGUACUUACGGCCACCGAACAUUAGCGGAAGACGUGUAUUACUCUGAGUAAGAUAAACAAAUUGCACCAAGGAAUCGGGAAUUAAGAGGAAGAGUAGUAGUAAAUGUAAGUAAAAUAAUAUGAUAGAUAAUGUCUUUUUUGCUCUCA
This is a messenger RNA of Schizosaccharomyces japonicus yFS275, 1928 nucleotides long. RefSeq names its product chaperonin-containing T-complex zeta subunit Cct6. Gene Ontology annotation, biological process: protein folding. NCBI's taxonomy places the organism in Eukaryota, Fungi, Ascomycota, Schizosaccharomycetes, Schizosaccharomycetales, Schizosaccharomycetaceae. Gene Ontology annotation, molecular function: ATP binding; ATP-dependent protein folding chaperone; ATP hydrolysis activity. The transcript is spliced from 4 exons. Gene Ontology annotation, cellular component: cytoplasm; chaperonin-containing T-complex. Bases 51 to 1658 code for a protein of 535 amino acids. The record is from RefSeq and is a predicted model, not a curated record.